AUGGGUGUGGCAGUUUGGGUCUGGGUCCUAGGCGCUUCCCUUCUUGGCAGCACUUUGGGAUUGCCAGAUGUGGAACCAACCAGGACUUGGGUGCCAGACAAUCCCAACUUGGGACCGAAAGUGGCCAACGAGCUGUGGUUCAGCCAGGUGAAGAAGCCAUUCGCCCACUGUCCCCAGUACAAGUUCCCCAUCAACACGAAUGUAAACUGCGUGGACACGAAGGAGGGGGGCGAGUGCGAGGUCAGCUGCCUCGGGACAAAUCACUUCUACGGCGAGCGCCAGAACGUGAGGAAGCUGAUCCUCUCCUGCCGUCGCGGUGCGUGGGGCAUCAAGAACGGCUCCCCCACGGCGAAGACCGUCCAGCAUUGCGAUGGAGCCUGCACCUGUCGGAAUGGAGGAAUCUGCAAUGGUGAGAAGUUCUGUCACUGCCGGAAGGGAUACGGCGGAGAUAACUGCGAGAAGAACCAGGAGUUCGCCUGUCCAGAGCGACCACCUCAGCUGCCGAAGAACUCGAGGACCGUCUGCCGAGGAGACACCUGUGAGGUGGAGUGCUCCCGGGGAUUCGCCUUCUCCGACCAACGCAGCAGAGUUCUUCUCAAGUGCAAGGGCACCAAGUACGUGGACAUGAGCGCGGAGUACUCUAAAAUGCCAGAGUGCGAGGCCACAUGUUCACCAAACUGUUUGAACGGAGGCAAAUGCAUUGCGGCCAAUGUCUGCGAGUGUCCUCCAAAUUACCGAGGAAAACAGUGCCAAUUCGACGUGUCCAGAUGCAAUUUGACGGACUUCAAUGGUAACUUUCAGUGUGAUCAUGGACCGGAAAAGUCAGAGUGUCGCCUGAGCUGCCCAGCAGCUCCGGGAGUUAGUGUUCAGGGAACUCUGGCCUCACGCUACGUCUGCGACUACGAAACGGGACAAUUCGAGCCCACACUCUCCGCCAAGUGCAUAUAUCCUCCCAAUCAAAAUGUUUCCCAGCGAAUUAGUACCUCUGACACGCAGACCAAUGGAACUGUGACAAUUACUCAAGGCAGGGUACUUCCCUGGCCGGAUAAUCUGAUCAGCAUCUGCGAUCGCUAUCGGCAGUACGACAAUAGCAGCAACUGGAAGCCCGAGGAUCCGGAUAUAGACGAUAUCGAUGGAGCUUUCCGAUUGCGGCCCAAGCCCAAUAAGGAUGUGAUUGUGGCUCCGGUACCAACGAUUUGUAGCUCAUGGAACGGUCGCAAUAUUCGCACCUUCGAUGGUUUACUGUACAGGCUGACCCUAAACUGUGCCCACACUUUGGUCAACGACAGGAUAUACGGGGCGUUCCAUGUGUCAGUGAAGAGCGAGACGCUCGAAUCGCCGCUGACCCUUCAGAUCCAAUGGCAGUCCGUACAGUAUACUCUGGAGAACCUAAAUGGAAGUGUGACCCUGUCCACGCCCGAGAAGCGCCUCCCUCUGCCCGUCCAGUUGCUUGGAAUGCGGGUGGUGCCCUUUGCCCAGCACGUCGAGGUGGAUCUGGAGUCGGUGGGUCUGCGGCUGGUCUGGGAUCAUCACCAGCUCCUCUCCGUGCGCGCUGGCGUGGAUCUCUGGCAGAAGGUGGGUGGCCUGUGCGGUCACCUGGACGGAAAUAGUGACAAUGACCUAAUGAGCCGAUCUGGAACAGUGUCGCCAUCCUGUCGCAGCUUCACCGACAGCUGGCGAACCGCCGAUCAGAACUGCGUGGCCGAUCCAGACGAACCUUUGGCCCAGUGCCGCGGGGAGCGUCACCUGGAGGCCGUGGAGAACUGCCGCCAACUACUGCACAAUGUCCACCUGAAGAGCUGCCUGGAGAACUUCAACCAGGAGACACUACUGCGAACUUGCAUCAAGGAUCACUGCUCCUGUCCGAGGGGUCAAUCCUGCACCUGCAACUUUUUGCAAUCGCUGGUCGACGAGUGCCGCUUCAAGGGCUCUGAGCCGGCUGUCAAGGAUUGGCGGAAUCUGCAGCUCUGUCCCAUCAGUUGCACCGGCGGUCGCAUCUACCAGUCGUGCGGUCCGCAAUCCCAGCCGACCUGCGAAAGCGAGGGAGUCACUGAAAAGGGUCAAUGCUUCGAGGGCUGCUUCUGUCCGAGUGGAAAGCUCCAGUACAAGGACACCUGCAUCGAGCGAAAGAUGUGCCCCUGUGAGCUGCGUGGUCGCGAGUUCCAACCGGGUGAGAGCCACCAGAAGGAGUGCAACACGUGCACCUGCCACGCCGGCAAGUGGCAGUGCUCCCAGGAGAAGUGCAACAAGCGGUGUACAGCCUUCGGGGAUUCCCAUUACCGCACCUUCGAUGGACGACGCUACGACUUCCAGGGUCGCUGCUCUUACUACCUCCUGAAGACCUCAACUCGUUCUGUAGAGGGUGAGAACAUCGCUUGCUCUGGGGCCUUGGAUGAGGUGGUGGAACCCUCUGCCACCGGGCCAUCCUGCACCAGAUCGGUGACCAUCCGCUUUGCGCUAAAAGAAGGCGGACCCACGGUCAUUAAACUCUCGCAAAAACUGCAGAGCUUUGUGAAUGGCGAGGUGGUCAGCCAACUGCCCCUCCAACUGGGCAAUGGCGAGGUGCUGCUCCGUUUGGCCAGUCACCACACCAUCACCGUGACCUUCGCGGAUGGUUUAGUCAUCUGGUGGAAUGGCGAUUCCACUGUGCACAUCGAUGCUCCCUAUAGUUACUACGACAACACGGCCGGUUUGUGCGGCACCUUUAAUGACAACACCAAGGAUGACUUUCUCACGCCGGAUGGAGACUUUGAGCACACGGCCUUGGCCUUUGGCCGCAAGUGGCGCACCAAGGAGCUCUGCACGGAUCCGGAACCUCCGCCAGUCAUAGCCACUCCCUGCUUAGGUAAUCCCGCCCAGCGAGCAGCGGCGGAGGAGCUCUGCUCUGCCCUCCAAUCGGACACCUUUAAGCCCUGUCACUGGGCCGUGGAUCCCAGUGGUCACUACGAGGAUUGCGUGGCCGAUAUUUGCGCCGGAAAUCGGAUCAAUAGUAGCAGGGUUCUCUGCGAACUGCUCUCCGAUUAUGCAGAUCUUUGCGUGAGGAAUGGCAUCAGGACCAGCUGGAGGCAGACCAUCAAGCAGUGCUCCAUCAAGUGCCCAGUUAACCAGGAGUACGACGAGUGCGGCGACUCCUGCGCCCUCAGCUGCUUUGACCUCGAGCAGCGGGAUCAGUGCAGGAGGCAGUGCGUCGAGGGUUGUCGCUGUCCCAAGGGCCACUUCCUCGACGAGCAGCAGGAGUGUGUUCCCCAGAAGGCGUGCACCUGCUACUACGACGGACUGAGCUUCCCGCCCGGCUACAAGGAGGUGCGUCCUGGCGCCAGGUUCCAGCAGUUGUGCACCUGUGCGGAUGGUCUGUGGCGUUGCCAGGAUGCGGAUAAGAACGAUCCUCUUGUUUACCCGCCACUGGGCGAUCUCCGCAAGAAGUGUGCCCGCAGUCCGUACGCCAAGUUUGUGAGUUGUGCGCCCAAGGAGCGGAAGACCUGCAAGAAUAUGCACAAUUAUGGAUCGGUGGAAAGCAAUGCCUGCCAUCCGGGAUGCGUGUGCCAGGAGGGCUUUGUCUUCGACGUGACCCGGCAGCAGUGCGUCCUGCCGGAGAAGUGCUCCUGCUAUCAUGCCGGUCGGAGCUUCGACGACGGCGACACCUUCCAGGAGCUGUGCAACCAGUGCGUCUGCCAGGGCGGCUCCUGGAAGUGCACCAGGAACGAGUGCGAGGCCACCUGCAGCGUGUGGGGCGACUCCCACUUCAGCACCUUCGAUGGCCUGGACUUUGACUUCCUUGGCGAGUGUGACUACGUGCUGUCCAAGGGAGUCAAUGCCGAGGGCAGUGGCUUCUCCAUCGUCAUCCAGAACGUUCUAUGUGGAUCCUCGGGCGUCACCUGCUCCAAGUCCCUCGAGAUCUCGUUGAGCGGCAAGGGCGGCUCCGAGCAGCUUAAACUGAGCUCGGGCGGAAUCUUUGGAACGGAUAAUGGCACUUCUGUCAUAGCACGACUUCGCAAGCAGAUCAGUUCGCAAGAGUCCAGUUCCUUCCACGUCUACAAAGCGGGAGUGUUUCUGGUGGUCGAGGUGGUCGCCCUGCGUCUCCAGAUCAAAUGGGAUGAGGGAACCCGGGUCUAUGUGAAGCUGGGAAACGAGUGGCGUGGCCGUGUGGGCGGAUUGUGUGGCAACAACAACGGGAACAGCCUGGAUGACUUCAAAUCGCCCUCGGGAGGCCAGGAGGCGGAGCCCACGCUCUUUGGCCACUCGUGGCGAACCCACCAACAGUGCGAGCUGCCGCUGCAGCCCUUCGACUCCUGCCACCGGAAUGGACAGCGGAGAUCCUGGUCCGAAGGGAAAUGCAGCAUCCUCAAGUCGCCCCUGUUCGCCGCCUGCCAUGUCCAGGUGCCACUGGAUCGCUACCUGAAGCGCUGCGUCUUCGACACGUGUGCCUGUGACCAAGGAGGCGACUGCGAGUGCCUCUGCACGGCGGUGGCUGCCUACGCGGAUGCCUGUUCCCAGCGGGGCAUCAACAUCCGCUGGCGGACUCCCCACUUCUGUCCCAUGCAAUGCGACACCCACUGUUCGGAUUACAGUGCCUGUACGCCGGCUUGUCCGCCGGAGACUUGCGACAAUCUGCUCGACCAGGGUGACGCCGCUCGGUUGUGUCACCACGAAAACUGCGUGGAGGGCUGCCAGGUGAAGCCGUGUCCAUUGAACCACAUCUACCUCAACGACAGCUACUCCACCUGCGUUCCCCGGACGGACUGCAAACCGGUGUGUCUGGUGAGGAAUGACAUCACUUACUUCGAGGGCGACAUAACCUACACGGACGAAUGUGCCACCUGUCGUUGCUCCAAGAAGAAGGAGGUGUGCAGUGGAAAGCCCUGUCCACCGACCACCACUACAGUGAAGCCACCGACUACGGGAACCGAAGAUCCAAAAGAUCCCUUUGGAAAGUACUGUGUUAACGGCUGGACACGCUGGUUGGAUCGGGGAUCCAGCUUGGGCGGAAUAAACCUGAACGAUCUGGAGCCACUGCCCAAUUUCGAUGCCUUCGAGAACAUCUACGGCACCUGCGAUCGGAGGUUCCAGAAGGACAUCGAGUGUCGGGUGAAGGAUACCAAGCAAUCCUACGAACUGGUGGAUGACAAUGUAUCCUGUGAUCUAAGCCGGGGUUUGGUUUGCGUGGGCAAGUGCCAUGACUACGAGAUUCGGGUUUACUGCGAGUGCGAGGAUUACGAUAUCACCACAUCUAGACCUCCACCACCUCCUCCACCGGGUGAAAAGUGCGAUCCCUCGCUGCAGAUCUUCAAGGAGUAUCCAGGAGAUUGCUUUAAAUAUUUGCGCUGCGAGCACAUUCCGGGCAACAGCAACUGGCACUGGGUGCCCGGAUCCUGUGGCGCCCACAUGAUGUACAAUCCGGUGAUCGGCGCCUGCGAUCAUGUUGCUACAGUAACCCGAUUGAAACCGCAAUGUGGAAAGAACAAGGAUCGCUGCCGGGAUGACGAGGAGUGGAACGAGUGCGCCAAUCAGUGUGAGCACACGUGUCACUUCUACGGACAGCAGUUGCUCCGGCGGGGCCUCUGCAAACCAGGGGAGCACUGCAGGGCAGGAUGUGUGCCCAAGAAGCGUCCGGAUUGUAGGAGCCUGGGGAAACUCUGGCGCGACGAGGAUACCUGUGUGGAUCAAGAUGAUUGCCCAUGCCUGGACGAUCGCAAUGAUAAGUACGUGCAGCCGCACAGGAUCAUCACCACGGAUCUCGAUGACUGCCAGUGUGUUUUCAAUCAGUUUGUGUGCGUCCCCAGGAUAACCACCACAGAGUUCCCACCUAUUGGAGGUCGUACCACCACUACUCCGCCCACCAUACCGACAACUCUAACACCACCUACUUUGUGUCCAACGAAUAGCAUGGUGCGCCUGUUUACGAGUGAGCAUCCUGUGCCUGAUUCGGCAUUCUCCGGCUCAAGCACCCUGGAUAGUAACUACGCAGCUCAUCAUUCCCGUCUGCACCGCAAACCCAAGCUGAAUGUCGGCGCCUGGACGCCUAGGAUCAGCGAUCAGACGCAGUAUCUGCAGGUGAACUUUGAGCGCCCACUCGGUUUUUACGGACUACUCAUCGCUGGAGAUCCGCACCUGGACCACUAUGUGACCCUUUUGAAGUUGGUCUACAGCCUGGAUGGCGAGGGGUACCACGAACUGAUUGGCCAGGAUGGAGAGCCACAAGUGCUGUUGGGUCCCAAAGACUCUCGCCUGCCGAGAGCUCAUGUCUUCCAGCGACCAAUUGAGGCCAAGUCCGUGCGGCUGUAUCCUCUCAGGUGGCACAACUCCAUUGCCAUAAGAUUUGACCUGUUGCUGUGUAACCAUGUGCCCACCACCACGCCUCCGUCACCAGACAGGACCACACCCCUUCCGCCCACGCGUCCGCCGAUCGAUGAUCUGAUUUGCAAGGAUCCUCUGGGCGUGGACAGUGGAGCUCUGCAGGCUCAUCAGGUUUCCUCCAGCAGCAUCUGGCUUUCCUCACAGCUGGACAGCGAUAAGGGACUCUUGGAUCUCCUCCGAUUCCGAUCCAAGUUGGGAUGGCGACCACUGGCUAAUAAGCAGGACGAAUUCGUUGAUUUUGACUUCCUUGAGCCUCGCAAUGUGACCGCAAUUCAGACACUUGGAGGAGCCUACGGAUGGGUCACCUCGUUCCGCGUGCUCUUCUCCUCGAACAAGUUGGUGUGGAACGAGCUGCCGGGUCCGCAGGGAGAUGGUCACAUAUUCGAGGGCAACCAGGACGGUCAUAGCAUCCGUACAAAUGGAUUUCCCCGGCCACUGGUGACACGUCAUCUGCGUUUGGUGCCCACGUCGUGGGAUCAGAACAUUAACUGGAGGAUUGAACCCAUUGGAUGUUUCGAGCCUUAUCCUAAUGACACCCAGAGGAGGCCUCCACCAACUCAAGUGUGCAAUCUGUGCGAGGGCAUCGAGUUAAAUAGGACCAUAACCAGGUGUCCUUGCGUCGAUGGUCUUUUCUGGACGGGAUCCAAGUGCGUGGAGCGCAAUCUCUGUCCCUGCCUGGACAUCUAUACCCCCUAUCCCAUUGGAUCUAAAUGGGAGAACUCCGACUGCGAGGAGUGCGUCUGCCUCUUGGGCGGCGUAAUCAACUGUAAGACAACGAAUUGCCCGAAAUGUCCUGAUCACAUGAGGAAUGUCCGGAAGGGUUGUCGCUGCGAGUGCCAGCUGUGCCCGCCAACCACUCGUCUUUGUCCCACCAGCGGAGAUUGCAUCCCCUCCGAGUGGUGGUGCAAUGGAGUCCAGAAUUGUGCCGAUGACGAAGACGAGACCUGCGAUCCCACACAUACCACUCUACAGCCACCCACCACUAGAAAACCUCUGGUGUGUCCACCCAUCGAGUGCCCACCUGGUUACACUGUGAAGAUCAGGGGCAAACUACCCAUAGCCUUCUCCCAAAUGCUUUUAAUUUCCGAAGAUCCCACGGAGGAUGGUUCCUUGGACCCGCUGAAGGAUUGGCUAGAGCCAUUGAAAUCCUCGGAGCAGCCAGAAAUUGCUGGAGCUGCCCUUAGGUUCGGUGGAAGACUGGUAGCCAAAUUUGGACCCAAACUGUGGAAGGUGGUUAAGAAACUGGGUUCCAAGAUGGGAAGUGCAAUUAGGGACGUUAUUAUCGAGAAAUUCGGCGAAAAGGUGGCGGAAAAAAUCGAUGAGCUGACGGCGAAGAAGAAGUCGAAAACCUUGACCCUCGAACGCCUGGAGUUCAAUGAGCUGCCUUUGCUUCCGGUUAAACCUCAACUGGAGCUCUCGACCUCUGAUCAUGAUGAUAUCAAUGAACUGCUCGACUUUCUGGGCGUUGAGCCCAGCGAAAUUCCCGACUUCUCUGGGGAUUGGGAUGAGUUCCUGGCUGAUGACGAAAAUGACUACGAAACGGAUCAGGAUGAAAUCAAUGACCUACUGAGUCUUAUGGGCAUUGUGCAACAGGAAAAUCUCAAUUUAUCCGAUAAUGGAGGAGAUGAAUCGCUGGACGCUGAAACCCAGUUUGUGCUGAAUGGAGCUGGUGUGGUGAAUGGUAGUCCAUAUGGACAAGACUUCCAACUGACCUCCGGAAUAAGGAAUUUUUACCAACGCAGAGGAAUCAUUAGGGUGAAGGAUCCCCAGGACUUUGAGCUAUGCGACGCCUUCUGUUGUAUUCCCCAGAGGAAUGUGACCUGCGAGGAUCCCCAGUGUCCCGUGGGCUUUGAACCAGUUUUGGAUACGGCUAGUCUGGGAACUGGAAGGUGUCCCACUUUCACUUGCCGGCGUCCCAGAGUUCCGGAUGAUACCUGUGACAUCACUGGACGGAUCUUCCGGACCUUCGAUGGAACGGUCUACAAGUACGACAUAUGUAGUCAUAUUUUGGCGAGGGAUUCGCAGGACAGCCGUUGGACGAUCAGCAGUCAACUGCAGUGUGCUCCCGAUCAGCCAAGUUGCGGUGCCAAAACCGUGAUCAUCAGCGACGAGGAGGAGGGAGUGACCAUAACCAUCCUGCCCAAUCAGCGGGUGAUCUACAACAACUUUGAGUUCAGUGUCCACGAUCUGGCGCUGGUCAGGUCGGUUCGCCGUUCCUUCGUCAUCAGCCAGAUGGGCGGCACCGUGGUCGUGGUGAGUCGCCGUCACAAAUUCUGGGUUCAGUAUGCCGCCAGUGGUAACAUCAGGAUCGGAGCUUCCCAAGUGCUCCAGGGGAGGGUAGACGGGUUGUGUGGCUUCUACAAUGGCCAGCUGGACGAUGAUAAGCGCACGAGGACGGGUCUGCAUGUGAUUAGCACCUCCGAUUUUGGCGACUCCUGGUACGACAGGAAGCUUCCACUUGAUAAGUGCCAUCCGCAGGUGUGUCCUGUGGAUCUACAGCAAAGGGCACUGCAAAUGUGUCAGGCUGUGAGACAUCCCUCAUUUGGAGGCUGUGGCUUAUCCAUCGAUGUCGAGGACUUCCUGGCCAAGUGCGUGGAGACAACCUGCGAGUGCCUGAAGACGAACGGCGGAGCCGAGGGCACCUGUCGCUGUGAUCUCCUCCAGCAAUUCGUGGGUCAGUGCCUGGCGGUGAAUCGGAAUCUCCUGCUGACCAGCUGGAGGAGCAUCCACCGCUGUGAGCCCACCUGUCGACCUCCGUUGGUGCACCACGACUGUCACCGCCAGCGGUGUGAGCCACAGUGCGCCCUGCCCAGGAGCCACUCGGCCUCCGUGUGUCCCACCAUUCCGAACACCUGCUACUCCGGCUGCUAUUGUCCCGAGGGCACUGUCCGUCGUGGCGAGGAGUGCGUUUCCCUGGACGAUUGCAAGGACUGCAAGUGCAGUCUGUUUGGUUUUAAUAAAUUCGUCACCUACGAUGGCAGCAGCUUCAGUUUCAAGGGCAAUUGCACAUAUCUGGUGACCAGGGAUCUCCUGCUCCCGGGAAGCUAUAACUUCCAGGUGUACGCCACCAUUGAACCAUGUGGCCUGACCAAAGAGCAGAGCUGCGUGUCCGCCAUCCGGAUUACCGCCGGUGAACACACUCUGCACAUCGAGCGACAUGGGAACGAAGUGAAGCUACUGGCCGAUGGCUACCAGGUGUUCCUGUGGCCCCACCAGUCGCCCUGGCUGAGAAUCAACCAGCCGGGGGAGCAGGAUCUGAUAGUGCAGCUACCCCAGGUUAAACUGGAGCUGGUGAUUAACCUAAACACUCUUCAAUUCCAGGCAGUGAGCAGCAGUUAG
Drosophila takahashii is the source of this 9693-nucleotide messenger RNA. Lineage: Eukaryota; Metazoa; Arthropoda; Insecta; Diptera; Drosophilidae. The record is from RefSeq and is a predicted model, not a curated record.